This is a messenger RNA of Coregonus clupeaformis (lake whitefish), 2423 nucleotides long. Its product is annotated as zinc finger protein 14-like. Lineage: Eukaryota; Metazoa; Chordata; Actinopteri; Salmoniformes; Salmonidae. Bases 72 to 2423 code for a protein of 783 amino acids. Gene Ontology annotation, molecular function: DNA-binding transcription repressor activity, RNA polymerase II-specific. Gene Ontology annotation, biological process: negative regulation of transcription by RNA polymerase II. The record is from RefSeq and is a predicted model, not a curated record. The transcript has 5 exons.
GUGAUUUCAGAAUAAUCCGCUAUAAUUCAGUGAGCUAACUACAUAAUUCCUAGGAAGCUAUAGAAGAUUUCAUGAUGGAUGAGGAUUCUGUUGACCCAUCCAACCCGCCUCUCUCCUGCUCCACUGAACUCAACCCCCCAGAGUCACUGGUUCCUGACUCUAACCAUAGUGGCAUUGACAACUGCAGUGAAAUACCCAGAUUUAACAUUGUAGUCAAAGAGGAGGAAGAUGAAGACUGGGAUGUGGAUCAUACCGGAGAGAGUCCUAACUCCAGCUCUAGUGAUGAGGCAUCAGCAGAACCUGAACAACACCAGGAGAAUCCUACAGCUAAGAAGCCUUGGCGAUGCCCAGAAUGUGGAAUAGAGAUCGCUCACCCAUCUAAUAUCAACAGACACCUGAGAACACACACAAAUCCUGCUAAGGAGUCUUCCGUCUGUCCAGAAUGUGGAAAAGACUUUGUUCACCCCUCCAAACUGAAGAGACACCUCCGAACACAUACAGGAGAGAAGCCUUACCAGUGCUCUGUGUGCGGGAAGCGAUUCACACUGAAGCCCCACCUGGAAAGACAUCAGAUGACCCACCCUGGAGAGAAGCAGCCAGACGCGACAAAGAAGCAUCCGUGCUCCGAUUGUGGAAAGGAGUGUUUCUCUGCAUACGAACUGAAGAUGCACAUGAGAAAGCACACAGGGGAGAGACCUCACCAGUGCUCCUACUGCGAGAUGAGCUUUGGCUGUAAGGGAACUCUAUCGAGACACGUACGACGCCAUACGGGAGCACCCACACCAAAACCUUACCAAUGCUCACAGUGUGGGAAGAGAUACGAGUCACCAUCGAGGCUCAGGCAGCAUCAGACUAUGCACACUGGAGAGAAACCUUACGAGUGCUCUGAUUGCGGGAGGGGUUUCACUUGGACCGAAGGUCUUCGCAAACACAAAUGCAGCCAUGCCAGUAACCAUAGCAACCAGCGUACACUGGAAAGUCCAGAUUCGGCGUCAUCAGGCAGUCAAACUAUCAGGCUGAAUAUCAAGAUCGAAGACGAGGAACAGGAGCUGCCAAUUAAUGUCAAAGAGGAGGAGGAGGAGGAAAUUGGUGUUUUCGUCAAUGCUGAUAGAGAGAAACCUUAUCAGUGCACCACCUGUCAGAAGAGCUUCGUUCACCCUAGCUCUCUAGCAAGACACAAACAAUCCCACACUAGUGCAACAAAGUUCCGCUGCUCAGAAUGUGGGAAGGAAUUCAGCCAAUCGUGGACUUUCAAGAUACACAUGCAACAGCACACCGGAGAGAAACCGCACCACUCUCAGUGUGAUAAGAGUUUCUCAGCUUCGGCACGCCUCAGAAGACACCAGAUAGUUCACACUAGGGUGAAACCUUACCCCUGCUCUCUCUGUAGGAAGAGAUUCUCCUCGUCAGCAAACCGAUCCAAUCAAAGACAUCAUGUCCAUGCCAGAAAUGUAGCUGCUUCUUACCUGAACCUAACUCAUGGACAGGGAUCACAACAGCAGGUGUCUGUAGCUGUAGAGGAAUCUGGUCUCAGUCUGGUACCGGAUGUAAAAGUAAAAGAAGAGGAGGAAGAUCCUGCUUUUGCAGAGAGACCUGAUCACUGCUCGGACAGUGAAGGCAGUCCGUCUACAUCAGGACUACCUGAACAACACCAGGAGAAUCACACAGCUAAGAAGAUUCACUGCUGUUCAGUGUGUGGAAAAAACUGUCACAAGUUAUCAAAACUACAUAUACAUAUGAGAACACACACAGGAGAAAAAUCGCACUCCUGCUCUGUCUGUGGGAAGCAUUUCGGUGAGAAAGGUAACCUGAAAAGACACCAGACAGUGCACACAGGAGAGAAGCUGUACAGUUGCUCUGUAUGUGGCAAUAGUUUUGCUUUCCAAAUAAACAUGAGAGAUCACGAGCGAUUACACAUGGGAGAGAAACCUUACUCCUGCUCCGUGUGUGGGAAGAGUUUCUCUUCAUCGUCAAUUCUCACCAAACACCAGAGAACACACACAGGAGAGAAUCAAGUGUCUGUAGCUGUAGAGGAGUGUGGUCUUACACCAGUAUUGGUUAUCAAAGUGAAAGAAGAGGAAGAGGAUCCUGCUUUUGCAGAGAGACCUGACCACUGCUCUGACAGUGAAAUACCUGACCACUGCUCUGACAGUGAAGAGAGUCUCUCUACAUCAGGAGAACCUGAACAAAACCAGGAGAAUCACACAGCUAAGAGCGCUCACUGCUGUUCAGUGUGCGGACAAGACUGCAAAAAGUUAUCAAAACUGCAAAUACAUAUGAGGAUACACACAGGAGAGAAGCCUUACCCCUGCUCUGUGUGUGGAAAAAGAUUGGCAAAGGUUAUCAGACCUUCACAAACACAUGAGAACACACACAGGAGAAAAACCAUACUCCUGCUCUGUGUGUGGGAAGCAAUUCAGUGA